CGGUGAACGGGACUUUUAUUUUGGCUGCCGGGCGCUGUGACGUCACACGCCCGCGUCGCGCCGCUGCUCUGGACUUCCGGCGGAAGAGAGGUUUGUUUGUGUUCGUUUGAAGUCGAUGGAAACGACUCCGAGACACAGAAGUCCUCCUGGUGCGGCGAGAUGGCGUUCAUUAAACAGGAGAGUGAAGACCUGAGGAUUGUAGAAGUGUUCAGCUUGAAGCACGAGGACGCUGAGGAACUAACAGAUCUGAUGGCAAUAAAAGAAGAGAGUCAAGAACUGAAAGAAACAGAAGAGAAAGAUCAAAAUGAGAGACAUGAUUUCUUUGUUGUAGAAAAAUCCAUACCGACUGAAACCAAUUCAGUUCAGAAGACCAAACCUCCCAGUUACUUAACUUGCCAUGAAUGUGGAAAGUGUUUCACAUUAAAAGUAAACCUUAAUGAACACAUGAAAAUUCACACUAGAGAGAAGCCGUUCACAUGCCAGCACUGUGGAAAGAGUUUCACACUAAAAGGAAGCCUUAAUGAACAUGUAAUCAUUCACACUGGAGAGAAGCCGUUCAUAUGUGAUCAGUGUGGAAAGUGUUUCACUAAAAAAGGAAAUCUUAAUAAACAUAUAACCAUUCACACUGGAGGGAAACCGUUCACAUGUGAUCAGUGUGGAAAGAGUUUCAGAUCCAUUAAACUCCCAUUAACUAUUUGUCAUUUUUUCACUUUAGAUCUGAUGGCAAUAAAAGAAGAGAGUCAAGAACUGAAAGAAACAGAAGAGAAAGAUCAAAAUGAGAGACAUGAUUUCUUUGUUGUAGAAAAAUCCAUACCGACUGAAACCAAUUCAGUUCAGAAGACCAAACCUCCCAGUUACUUAACUUGCCAUGAAUGUGGAAAGUGUUUCACAUUAAAAGUAAACCUUAAUGAACACAUGAAAAUUCACACUAGAGAGAAGCCGUUCACAUGCCAGCACUGUGGAAAGAGUUUCACACUAAAAGGAAGCCUUAAUGAACAUGUAAUCAUUCACACUGGAGAGAAGCCGUUCAUAUGUGAUCAGUGUGGAAAGUGUUUCACUAAAAAAGGAAAUCUUAAUAAACAUAUAACCAUUCACACUGGAGGGAAACCGUUCACAUGUGAUCAGUGUGGAAAGAGUUUCAGAUAUAAAGAAACUCUUAAAUCCCACAUGAGAGUUCACACCGGAGAGCAGCUGUUCACAUGUCAACACUGCGGAAAGUGUUUCACACUAAAAGCAAACCUUAAACAACACAUGAAAAUUCACACCGGAGAGAAGCCGUACACAUGCCAACAUUGUGGAAAAAGUUUCACACUAAAAGCAAACCUUAAACAACACAUGAGAAUUCACACCGGAGAAAAGCCGUUCACAUGUCAACACUGCGGAAAGAGCUUCGUUACAAAAGGAACCCUUAAUCAACACAUAACCAUUCAUUCAGGGAAGCCAUUCACAUGUGAUCAGUGUGGAAGGAGUUACAAAUAUGCAGAAAGCCUCAAGUCCCAUAUGAGAGUUCACACUGGAGAGAAGUCGUUCGCACGUGAUCUGUCUGGACAUGGCUACAAAUACAUUGAAACACUUAAUUCCCACACGAAGAGUGAACAUUCAAGAGAGAAGGGCUUUGUGUGUCAUCAGUGUGGAGAGAGUUUCAGCUGUAAAGUAAGCCUCUACACUCAUGUGAGACUUCAUACUACAGAGAAGGCUUUCACCUGCAAACUGUGUGGGGAUAGCUUCUCACAAAAUGGAAAUCUUAAGUCACACAUGAGAAUUCACACUAGAGAGAAGCAUUUAGUGUGUAAAGAGUUUCAGACGUAACCCUUGAUUCACACAUGAAAAGUACUUACAACUGUAAACUGUGUGGGAUCAUAGAAACCUGUUAUUAAAGUGCUAUUAAUUCACUACUAUAAACCCUUUUAAUUUUUUUUAUGGCACCAGAAAAUAGGCAUCUCUGUGAAAUGAAGGUGAUGUUCACACAGAAGUUGAAUGUGGCUCAAAUCUGA
This is a messenger RNA of Sinocyclocheilus grahami, 1994 nucleotides long. RefSeq names its product gastrula zinc finger protein XlCGF57.1-like. Gene Ontology annotation, molecular function: DNA-binding transcription repressor activity, RNA polymerase II-specific; RNA polymerase II cis-regulatory region sequence-specific DNA binding. The transcript is spliced from 4 exons. Bases 160 to 1809 code for a protein of 549 amino acids. Gene Ontology annotation, cellular component: nucleoplasm. Lineage: Eukaryota; Metazoa; Chordata; Actinopteri; Cypriniformes; Cyprinidae. The record is from RefSeq and is a predicted model, not a curated record. Gene Ontology annotation, biological process: regulation of cytokine production; negative regulation of transcription by RNA polymerase II; regulation of immune system process.